AUGGUUGCCAUUACCCGCGUCGCCGUGGCGGCCUCUCUCCUCCUGACCGGAGCUGUUGCUCACCCGGGUGAGGAGCAUGACCCCCAGGUCCACAAGCGUGAGAUGGCUCUUCGCCGCUCCGUUGCCGCCAACAACCGCCGGGCUCUCAACGCUUGUGCCGGCUCUGCCGCCGAUGUCGCCCUCAAGCAGCGCGCCAUCCAGCGUCGUGAUGCCAAGCUCAAGGAGCUCCGCGCCAAGCGAUCUAUUGCUGCCAAUGCCCCCAUCCGCCGCCGCACUGAGGAGAACCUGAACACCUGGGCGGCCGUUGAUCACGCCUCUUCGGCGGGAUACACUCUCGAUACCGACCCUGCGACUCUCUUCGCCCAGAAUGCUAGCUGUGUCGUCGUUCCCGAGACCACUAUCGGUCCCUACUGGGUUGCUGGCGAGCUCAUCCGCAGCGAGAUGACCGAUGGCCAGUCUGGUGUGCCUCUGCAUCUCGAUGUCCAAUUUGUUGAUGUCGCUACCUGUGCUGGAGUGCCCGAGAUCCUGAUCGACGCUUGGCACUGCAACGCUACCGGCGUCUACUCCGGUGUCUCCGCCACAGGUCAGGGCGGCCUCAACUCCACCUUCGGUCGCGGUGUUCAGCAGACCAAUGACGAUGGUGUUGUUGAGUUUGAUACCAUGUUCCCGGGCCAUUACACUGGCCGUGCUACUCACAUUCACGUCAAGAGCACCUCCGGCGCUACCGUCCUCGACAAUGAUACCUAUGUCGACGGUACCACCAACCAUGUCGGCCAGCUCUUCUUCGAUCAGUCCCUCAUUUCCGAAGUUGAGGCCGUCACCCCUUACAGCACCAACCAGCAGGAGUUGACUCUGAACUCUGCCGAUAGCAUUGCUUUCGGCGAGGCCACCGAUGACUACGACCCGUUUGUCCAGUACGUUCUCCUCGGCGACGACAUCUCUCAGGGUGUUCUGGCCUGGAUCACCGUUGGUAUCAACACCACUGCCGACUACUCCAGCUCUGCCAGCGCUGCCGCUCACUACUAUGCCGGCGGCGGUGUCGACACCUCCUCUGGAAACUCUGGCGGUGGCCCUGGAGGAGCUGGUGGCCCUCCCAACGGCACCUUCCCCAGCGGCGCUGCUCCUAGCGGUGCUGGUCCCAGUGGUGCUCCUCCUGCCAGCUCUGUCUCUUCUUCUGCUGUCUCUGCCACUCCCUCUACUUCCGGAGGCUCCUGCAAGCGCAAGGCCAAGCGUCACUAA
Molecule: messenger RNA, 1239 nt
Organism: Colletotrichum chrysophilum
Lineage: Eukaryota; Fungi; Ascomycota; Sordariomycetes; Glomerellales; Glomerellaceae
Exons: 2
Coding region: 1-1239 (412 amino acids)
Molecular function (GO): oxidoreductase activity, acting on single donors with incorporation of molecular oxygen, incorporation of two atoms of oxygen; iron ion binding
Source: RefSeq, a predicted model, not a curated record